This is a messenger RNA of Naegleria fowleri, 2664 nucleotides long. RefSeq lists its product as uncharacterized. NCBI's taxonomy places the organism in Eukaryota, Heterolobosea, Eutetramitea, Acrasida, Naegleriidae. The record is from RefSeq and is a predicted model, not a curated record. The transcript has a single exon. Bases 1 to 2664 code for a protein of 887 amino acids. Gene Ontology annotation, molecular function: ATP binding; nucleic acid binding; RNA helicase activity. Gene Ontology annotation, cellular component: nucleolus.
AUGUUGAACAUUGCUUCAUCAAGAAACAAGCAUGAUGAACACUCAGUGUCUUCCGAUGACCUUUUAAAACACAAUGAUGAAACCAUUCAACAAGACUUUUCAUCCACAACAUCAUCAUCAUCAAAAAAACAAUUUAAAUGUUUGGAUCAUAACUUUGAAAUUAUUCAACGAAACAAACAACAAUCCAUUCAAGUAAUAGAAGACAUCAAAGAUUGUACAGAGUUUCCAGUGAUUGAUAGUUGGAAAUCCUUCGGAUUAGACCGUAGAAUUAUUAGCGCCGUGUUUAGACAAGGCUUUCAUGAGCCUACACGAGUUCAACAAAUUGCAAUUCCGAUUGCGCUAUCAGGGAAAGAUAUUGUUUGUAGUUCAUCGACCGGUACUGGUAAAACUGCAGCCUUUCUGAUUCCUGCAAUACAAAUGGUUUUACAUGAACGGAAAAUGAAUCAAAUGGCAGAGGAUACACAAAGGGUAAAAAACAUUGCAGAAAGUUUGAUGUUUGAAAACUCUCAUCAUUCUGGUACAAACGUUUUACACAAACAACAUACGACUUCCGUUCAACAAAGAGGUGUGAGAGUUCUCUAUCUUGUGCCUUCACAAGAAUUAUGUAUUCAAGUACAUCAACAAUGGAAGUUGUUGGCACAAUUUUGUAAAGAUGAAUGUAACUGUAUUUACUUUAGAAGCGAAUUGAAUCAAUUACAACAGGAUAUUAAGGAUCUAUGUGAUUUACAACAUCCAAUUUUAAUUACUACACCAGAAUCACUUGCAUAUGCUCUUUCUAACUCUUCAAUCUCUCUUAAAGAAACUCUAAAGCUUUUAAUUAUUGAUGAAGCAGAUCAAAUUAUUAGAAAACAAAUGGAGCAAAUUACCAUGAUAGUGAGCAAACAUUUACCAGGUCUUUUCCAGUGUAUCCUCAUGAGUGCUACCUUAAAGGCUCAACAGGCUAUUUCUCUAAAAGAACAAUUGCUGAAAGAACCAGUAGUUAUCCAGCUCGACAGAAGAACUCAGAGUUUAGAAGGAAAAUUACACCAAUAUUAUGUUGACAUGAAACAAAUGCAAGCUAAAUUACCAAACUUCAAAGUGAACUCAAUAUUACUGUUAUAUUAUUUUCUGAGUCACAAAUUCUAUGGAGGACGUGUCAUUGUUUACGUACCAGCAAACAAACUUUUCUUUGUUUAUUUUGGACUCAGAGCUUUUGGUGUGAAUUGUGUCAUGCUUCCAUAUUUUUAUCCAACCUUGGCUAAAAUUGAUAUUAUUAAGAGAUUCAACACGAAUGAGUAUCAAGUUCUUAUCAGCACUAUGGAACCUGAGAGUGAGGUUCAAGAGGAUGACGACAAUGGAAAGGAACUUUACAUACCAAGUAGAUUCUCAGAAAUGAUUGCACACUUAGAACGACGUGCUAAAGGUCUUGACAAAACCAAGCACAGCACAACUGUGUCACAUCUUUCGAGAGGUAUUGACUACAAACGAGUGGCCUCAGUCAUAUAUUUUGAUCUUCCCAAAUCGUGCACUGAAUAUAUUCAUGGAGUGGGUCGUACAGCUAGAGCAGGCAAUGUUGGAGUUUCAGUCAUGUUUGUUCAACCCUAUGCAGAUCAAUCGGAUUGGGAAAAAUUGAAAACAGAAAUUGAGUCCAAGUAUGGUAUUGAGGACGGGUUGAAACCUUAUCCUUAUAUUGAUUAUGACAUUGUUUUUGAAAAUGAAUAUAGAGCCACUUUGCUUGUAGAACAUUUUUCAAAGCCAUUCACAGAAAAGUAUAAGGAAGCUGUUGAAAUGGAGAUUGCCAACCAAAUGAGACUUGCCAUGGGAAAAGAAGUUAUUCAUGACAUGGAACCUCCUUUCAACGUAGAAUUUGAAGAACCAAAUCCGGGAAUGGUUCGACAAGAUCCUUUUCUCUUACAAGCUGGAUUGCUAGCAAACAUUACUGCAAAGGGAGACACCAUUCGAAGCAAAUCUGAUAUUUAUACAAAAGGAAAAUCACUGAGGAUAAAAACAUCGGAAGAAAAGACAUUGAUAAAUCGAAAAAUUCAACAGGACAUUAAGGCCAAAGAUCCAUUGUUCCAUUUCCAAAAGCCAUUCGUUGAUCAAACUAUUGAGAGACUUGAGAAUGCUGCCCCAGUUGAAAACUUUAUGAACAAGCUUACAAAUAACACAUUGGGAGUUGACAACAUUAUCAAACAUCAGCGAGAUGCAUUGAUAAAUCCUAAAAAGACUGCAGAAAUUAAGCGAUCGAUUGCCAGCUCACAUAAACAGAAAGUUGAGUCUCUCAAGAGAGGUAUUGCGAGUGCAGACAUGUUAAAUCCUCACAGAAAGAAGUUUAAGGACGGAUUUUAUCAAAAAAAGAGUGCAGAGUCUUUUGAGGAUAAUAAUUUUCACGAAGACAACAGUUAUACACAUUAUGACCAAAAUGAAGAACAAUCGAGGUACAAUAGAAAUCAUCAAGGACGAGGAAAUUAUCGAAAUAACAAAAACAAUACUUACGAAAAUGAAGCCUCCUAUGACAAUGAUGACAAUUAUCAAAACAAUAGCAGAAACUAUUAUCGAAGAGGUUACAACAGUUAUGACAAUAAUUACGAAAAUAACGAAGAGACCAAUCAUACUGAAGAAAGCUACUACGACAACAGUUCUCAAAACAAUUAUCACAACAAAAAGAGCUACCGAAAGUACUAA